AUGUCUGCAUUCUCGUAUGAAGCUCGUGACGGAGAACGACAGUCGCUUGGACCAUGGGAACUUGCGCCACAUGUCAAUGAUCCAUCUCGCAACGAGGCACACCGAUCUGCUGCGAAGGACUGGAACAAUUUCUCCAACAAGGUGACCGCUGUGGUUCCAUUCUCGAUUGUCCGCCAAGAAAAUCGAGCGCAGCGACUGGAGAAGGGCGAUACUUCUGCGAAUAUGUUUAGUAUUCACGAGGUCGAGCCGGAGAUCAGCGAGGUAGAUGGGGCUGAGCGUCCGGAAUCCAGUAAUUUCUCUCUGGGUAAGACACCGCUGUUUCUGUCAAUAUAUGAGCUCAUACUUUACUCCCAAGUGCGCUCAUUCGCAAGCAUAGCUCCUGAUGGCCCGGAUCGGACGGCUCAAUCAGAACUACCCGCAAAGCGUAAAGCUGCUGUUCAUGUGCAACGCUCUGAGUCACCGAUUUCAAGCUUGACAGAGGAUUCUGACGCUAGUAGCAUGGACUACGUGCCGAAGAAAGUGAAGAAAAAGUCUAUCGCGCGCUCUAAGCGUAAACGUGGAGCCAAUAUGUCUGGUUCUGAAGCAGAUGACACUUCAAAUGAAGGCUCACAGUUGGUUCCGCGUAAGCGUACGAGAGCUCAUGAAAGUUCGGCGACCGCGUCCCAAGCGAACGCCUACGAGUCCGAUCCGGAGUACAAUGUCAGACAGAUUGAGCCAUCGAAACCAUACUUUGAAUGGUUGUCCCGCCUUCCGUCUUCAUCCGCCUCGCGACCGAACACAGAUAUCUUCGACUACCUCACGAGCGGGUAUGCGGCACCUCUUACUGUUCUCUCUUUCGACACGCCAUCAGAAACAGUGCUACAUCCGUGGUGGAAUCCACUCAACGGUCCGACCAACAGCUGGAAAGAAGGCCGAUCGCCCUGUCUGCGACACGCGAUAUUCAGCGUUGAGACCUUUGAUGCCGAAUUCCUGGAUGUCUUUACCCAGUCCAAGGCGGGAAGCACAACAAGACGCUUGAGGAAAUCGUCAAGUCUAGACAGUUCGAUCUACGCGUCCACGCUUCUCAAUCCAUCCUCGUCACUGGAUGCAGCUCUGUCUAGCUUUUCCGACGCUUGGGCCGAUCUGCAGAGAAUGCGUAGCGGCCUAUCCGUUUCAGGCAUUGGUCUACGGUCAUCUGCAGUCGUCUUGAUGGCCAUGGAGGCUAUGAUUUGGGCGAAGUUGGAGUCUCUGGCAACGCUAUUUUCUCAAAAGCCAACUGACGGGGUGGAUGAGCCUACCGGCUUGAAGGCUAUCGCUUUUCACCUGUGGGACAUGGUCAAUACCCGCAUGACAGCGCGCGAGGUCGACAUUGGGCCGUUAUUAUCAUCUUCUUCGGCGCAUCCAGUUAUCUUGGAAAUACCUCCCGCUCGCACAGCUCGUUCAGAAUUCGAGCGACAGCGUCAAGUUUACGCUGGCCUACUGCACUUCCUCGGCAAUUUUAUAGGUGUCGAAGACCCUCGCGACGCGCGCCUCCGCUCAUGGCUUGUAUGGCUGGUAGUUGACGUCUGGGGCUUUGAUGCUCUUCAUCACGCCGGUGUUUGGCACGCAUGGAGAUUCCCGCAAUCGCGCUGUCUAGUCGGGCGUCUCACUACGAAGCAGCCAUCCUUGGACGAUAUGCUCCCUUUAGUCGGCUUGGUAUCCACUGUGCAACUGCCGUCUUCGUAUCCCUUAUCGGCGUUGGCCAAACUCUCGGUCGAGGCUAGCAUGGUCGACAACGAAGCGCGAGUCACAUACGCCUCGAAUACCUUUCUGGCAGUUCAUGACAAGGCGUAUCGAUGGAGGUCAGCGUCAGGAAACGACACAAUCAAUCCUUCAGAUAGCGCGGCUAUCUUGCGCUCACUGGCGCUAUCUGACUUGCUAAUCGGCCUACAAUUCAACGACCAGGCUCGAUCGGACGUCAGCGACAUUGAGUCCUUCACCUGGAACGGCAAGCGUCAGAACCUUCUUCCGACUGACAAGAAGUUCUUGUCCGCCGUGGCACAAAAUCUGGACAUGUACCUCCCGUUCAAGGAGCUACAGCCUUCUGCACAGCGCAUGCGACUUGUAUUCCAGGGUCAGCAAAAGGAUGCGCUGAUCACUGACAUAGGAUUCAAGAACUCAGUGCUGAUGCGGUUCCUGUCAUACAACGCGCCCUUCCUGCUCUCAGGCUCUCAGGGUUUCUUCACCAGGUUCGAAGACGUCCUGGCGAGUAUCCAGGAUGCUGGAAGAGAAGAAUGCUACUUUGUGUCGCAUCGCAUAUAUGGCAGAAACCUGAACAGGAGCACGAAAAAUGUUCGCAGCGUCUGGGAGAGUUCCAUCUUUCCUACUCCUGCAGGGCGAUCAUUCAAACGAUUCUGGUCGGCGUUGCAUGAGGGUUAUGGUCCUGAGCACCGGUACAAGGUUCGGUUCGUGGGUCCUCUUUUGGCGUUGCACAUUGCAGGGGACUACUUUGCGGCAGGAUAUCUGGACGAGCCUACUGUCCAGGACAUGGCUGAGAUCAUUCGUCUCAUCAACAGCGGCGGUGUAAAGGGUUUGCGAGCCAUGGGAUUUAUCCCGGAUCACAUACCUGUCCCGGCGAAAUCCAGCAAAUAUGAUCUUCGCGUGGUACAGAAGGCAUUUUCGGAUUACUAUACAUGGCUCACAGCUUCCGUCGAUCCUGCUAAUCUCGUGAAAUGGAGGUGGAGCGUAGUAUCCGCGGAAAAUCACCUCUGCAAGCAUUUGCGUCUCCUAGAUGAGGUUAGACUUCUCGGGCGUUGA
This is a messenger RNA of Peniophora sp. CBMAI 1063, 2775 nucleotides long. Lineage: Eukaryota; Fungi; Basidiomycota; Agaricomycetes; Russulales; Peniophoraceae. The record is from the annotation of a GenBank genome assembly.